Messenger RNA from Dermacentor andersoni, 1805 nucleotides. The record is from RefSeq and is a predicted model, not a curated record. Lineage: Eukaryota; Metazoa; Arthropoda; Arachnida; Ixodida; Ixodidae.
UCGGUCGCUGUGCCACGAUGCACUCAUCUAAGCCGUUCGCCUUCGCUGCGCAGGUGUCUGCCCGUCUAAUCAUCCGGAUACUCAUCCUGGCCCUGGUUCCCGCCGCUUCUGAUGCCACGGCCCUCAGCGAACCACUUCGCUGCGAGUGGCCCGCCAGCCCUUGUCUGCUGUCUGCUACUACAGAUAGCCCGGCAGCGCCACCGCUGCCGUGCCUCAACUGCCCCUGGAUUCACGCACCGUCAUCGACAACAACCGAGGAGCCAUCUAUAAAAGACCAUCACCAACGCGCGGCACUCUGUGGGCUCGGUCGCUGUGCCACGAUGCACUCAUCUAAGCCGUUCGCCUUCGCUGCGCAGGUGUCUGCCCGUCUAAUCAUCCGGAUACUCAUCCUGGCCCUGGUUCCCGCCGCUUCUGAUGCCACGGCCCUCAGCGAACCACUUCGCUGCGAGUGGCCCGCCAGCCCUUGUCUGCUGUCUGCUACUACAGAUAGCCCGGCAGCGCCACCGCUGCCGUGCCUCAACUGCCCCUGGAUUCACGCACCGUCAUCGACAACAACCGAGGAGCCAUCUAUAAAAGACCAUCACCAACGCGCGGCACUCUGUGGGCUCGGUCGCUGUGCCACGAUGCACUCAUCUAAGCCGUUCGCCUUCGCUGCGCAGGUGUCUGCCCGUCUAAUCAUCCGGAUACUCAUCCUGGCCCUGGUUCCCGCCGCUUCUGAUGCCACGGCCCUCAGCGAACCACUUCGCUGCGAGUGGCCCGCCAGCCCUUGUCUGCUGUCUGCUACUACAGAUAGCCCGGCAGCGCCACCGCUGCCGUGCCUCAACUGCCCCUGGAUUCACGCACCGUCAUCGACAACAACCGAGGAGCCAUCUAUAAAAGACCAUCACCAACGCGCGGCACUCUGUGGGCUCGGUCGCUGUGCCACGAUGCACUCAUCUAAGCCGUUCGCCUUCGCUGCGCAGGUCAGUAAUCAGUAUUGUCUUUUCACAAAAAAAUCAAGUAACUACUGUCUCCUGCAGCUACCGAGCCCACAGUACUGCCUUUCGAUUGUUGUUGAAUGUUAUGAUGUAGUACGUACCUUGUUGCUGUUGGCUGGUGAUAUCGAGUCAAACCCAGGUCCCGACACUGUACUCGCAGAACUAAAGAAGCUGUCUACUGGUCAGUCACAACUACUCGCCGAGGUUCAAGGCCUUAGAAACCAACUAGCAACUACUGAACAGGCUAUAUCUGACCUCAGUAAGAGAUUAUCCAACCUAGAAACUCGCUAUCAAGACCUGGUAACACUACGCACCGACAUGGAUGCGAUCUGCACUAACACCACCCAAACAGCCAAAGAUAUCAAAGGAAUAGAAGCCCGCCUGGAUGACGCCGAAAAUCGCUCGCGACGAAACAAUUUAAUUUUCUAUAAUAUCACAGAUAACAAUGCAUCGGAAAACUACGCCCAAUCUGAAGAAACUGUCCUGCGCCUCUGCCGUGAUCACUUAGGUCUAACCAUUGACCCAAAAGAAAUUGAACGGGCUCACCGUCUUGGGCGCCAUUCUUCUGGGCGCUCUCGCCCAAUUAUAGUCAAACUGACAUUUUUUAAAACCAAACAGCUAAUUCUUUCAAAUGGCCGUAAGUUAAAAGGGACUGAUUACAGCGUCGGGGAGGAUUUUUCACGCCCUGUCCGAGAUGCGCGAAAGCAUCUAGUUAGAUUUGCCAAAACUAAAAACACAAAAUUUUCCUUGCGCUACAAAACAUUAUUCAUCGGUCCGAAACAGUACGCAUUCGACGAAUCAUCGCAGACAGUAAAAGAAAUCUCAUAG